AUGUCCUUCGCUCCUCCAGCGGGUCCUCCACCACCGCCUCGCCACCCAAUAGGAAGCUCGACUAAUAGACAGGCCGCCCGCCAAGACUCUGUGGACCAAGCGGUAUUAGAUGAAGAACCACCUCCAGCAUAUCAUUCCGUCGUGUCUGGUGGAGCGAGUGAUGCCGUCCUGGACGCUGGUCCAAGUCGAAUGGACUUCUCAGGUCCACCGCCUUUACCUGAAAGACUACAAGCUGUCGGGACAGGCAGUGGGAUAGCUCACCACGUAACGGGAGUCGGAGAGGGUUAUGGGAGAAGACCCCCACAUGCGACUGGGUUCGAAAGCCCAUUUGCGGAUCAAUUCCAGUCAUCACAAGGCACCAGCUCUUAUCCUGUUUCCGAGCGAUUCGAGGCUCCGGCUGGUCCACCUCCGGGCAAAUCCUCUGGUGGCUAUGCUGGUCCUUCGACUCAUAGCUCUCGUCCACCUUCACCACCUUCACAUCCUUCGAGUUCCGGCGGUGCUGGAUCAUCCAGUAGACCAGGAUCAGAUCUGACGCCGACAGAUGUACCUACCCCUGGUCGACCCUUGUUACACAAUGGCAUGAUGCUCGUCUAUCCCAAAGGUCAUUUCUGCACCAAAUGUUAUAAUACAGGUUACAAAGCCAACGAUCCACGCAAUCCACACGAAGCCGAUUGGCGCAAGUACGGCAAGCACUACACGUCCGCCCUGGCGCACUCCUAUUCAGUAUCUUCGGGUCCUGGGGCAUCUUCAGCUGCGGACAACUUUCAGAGACCCUUGCCAAAUCAUCAACCUGCUGGACCAGGUUCCAUGUAUGGCGGUGCUGCGCCUCCUCCUUCUCCAAACAAGUGGAACACGUAUCCUGGCCAUUCAGUUCCAACCCAUCAGCAUGCUCCGCCACCUGGAAGCUGGCAAGGUCAUCCGGGACCAGGCCAAGGAAACCUGAUGAUGCAUCCUCCUCAGCCUCACCUGUAUCCUUCACAUACGAUGACCCCGCCUCCCGGUGCGAUCGUAUUGCAGGCUGGAGAUCCAAGGAUCGGUGGAAGGUGA
Molecule: messenger RNA, 1047 nt
Organism: Kockovaella imperatae
Lineage: Eukaryota; Fungi; Basidiomycota; Tremellomycetes; Tremellales; Cuniculitremaceae
Exons: 1
Coding region: 1-1047 (348 amino acids)
Cellular component (GO): cytoplasm
Source: RefSeq, a predicted model, not a curated record